AUGGAACCACAAACCCAACAACCAACCGAGGAUGGAGGAAGCAACAAAGCAGCCGGGAGUAGUGCUAACAAGCUUUACAGGCGGAGCAGUACCAGGUGGACUCCCACUACAGAUCAGAUAAGAAUCCUCAAGGAGCUUUACUACUACAAGGGAGUUAGGUCCCCAACUGCAGAGCAGAUUCAGAGGAUCUGUCAGCUGAAAUGGUACGGAAAGAUCGAGGGCAAGAACGUCUUUUAUUGGUUCGGAAACCACAAGGUUCGGGAGAGGCAGAAGAAGAGGUUCACUUCGGAUGUUCAUGUGCCCAUGCAAAGAUCAGGGCUUGUUGGUAAUGGUAAUGGUACCAAUUGGAAAUCUGAGGAUCAGUAUAUUAACAUGAACAACAAGUACUCUAACAUUUGUCAAAGGGUUUCUUCUGCAGUUGCUUCUGCUUCUUCAGCUGGUGUGAUUGCUUUUAACGAGCAGAUAGGGAGCUAUGGUGGUUAUGGAUCUAUGAACAUGGAGAAGAGUUUUAGGGAUUGUUCAAUCUCAGCUGGAAGGGGAACUAGUUCUACUGGUGUUGGUGGAUCCAUUAGUCACAAUUUUGGGUCAUGGGUCGGCUGCAGUGUUGACCCAUAUUUCUCCUCAUCCUACACUACUAGUACUAGUACUACUUUCUUUGAAAUGAAUGAAGAACAAACUUUUAUGGAACAAAGAGGAGAAGAUCACCAGGAGAUUGAAACCCUUCCACUGUUCCCCAUGCACGGUGAGGACAUCUUUGGCAACAUGAAGACUACUUCCGAGGGAGGUGGCGGCUAA
Messenger RNA from Rosa rugosa (rugosa rose), 795 nucleotides. RefSeq names its product protein WUSCHEL-like. The record is from RefSeq and is a predicted model, not a curated record. Gene Ontology annotation, biological process: plant organ development. Gene Ontology annotation, molecular function: DNA-binding transcription factor activity; DNA binding. The transcript has a single exon. The coding region runs from base 1 to 795 and encodes 264 amino acids. Lineage: Eukaryota; Viridiplantae; Streptophyta; Magnoliopsida; Rosales; Rosaceae.